CCAACACCAGAAGCAAAAAGACCUUUCCUUCUUCCCCUCCUCAAAUGCCUUUCCCUGCUUGUCAUCUCCAAAUCACUCAUUGCAUCAAUGGCUCUGCUGCUCCAACACCCAUUUCUCUACUCCAACGCUUCCAAUUGCAGAACACCCUCCGUCACCCUCUUGCAGACCACCAAAUCAUCAGCUUUCAGAAAAUCCAGAAAAUGGCCAGUCACAGUCAGGUGUGCUGCCGUCGCAUCGCCGGAGAUCGGGAAAGAAGAUGUUCUUGUUGGUGAGGAGAAAGGGAGAGUUGACGUGGUGGAUUAUGAUUGGACAGAAGAAUGGUAUCCGUUGUAUCUAGCUAAGGAUGUACCAGAGGAUGCGCCUUUGGGUUUGACCGUUUUUGAUAAACAAGUUGUGUUGUUUCGUGAUGGCAAUGGAGAGUUUCAAUGUUACGAAGAUCGUUGCCCUCACAGGCUAGCAAAACUUUCCGAAGGCCAGUUGAUUGAUGGAAGACUAGAAUGUCUGUACCAUGGCUGGCAAUUUGAAGGCAAUGGCAAAUGCGUCAAGAUUCCUCAGCUUCCUGCAGAUGCAAAAAUUCCUAGAUCAGCUUGUACCAAGACAUUUGAGGUGAAGGACUCCCAAGGUGUUGUGUGGAUAUGGAUGUCACAUAAAACCCCACCAAAUCCUGCUAAAAUCCCAUGGUUUGAAAACUUUGCCCGCCCUGAUUUUCGUGAUAUUUCAACCAUUCACGAGCUUCCUUAUGAUCAUUCCAUUCUUCUAGAAAACCUCAUGGAUCCAGCCCAUGUCCCCAUCUCACACGAUAGAACCGACUGGAGUGCCAAAAGGGAAGACGCCCAACCACUACUUUUCAAGGUUACAGAAAGAACCGAUCGCGGGUUUGCUGGCUGGUGGGGUCGUGAAGCCGAAAAAACCACACCCAACUUCUUAAGAUUCGAGGCACCAUGUAAUCUCCAGAACAACCGUGAGAUUGUCGACAAAAAUGGGGUCACAAAUUACUUUUCGGGCCUUUUCUUAUGCAGACCAACAGGCCAAGGGAAAUCUAUGCUUAUUGUGAGAUUUGGAAACACAAAAAGAUCACCGCUAGCUAGCCUUUUCCCAGCAUGGUACUUCCAUCAAAAUGCAGGUAAAGUUUUCGAACAAGAUAUGGGAUUUCUAUCGUCUCAAAACGAGAUUUUGAUGCGAGAAAAAGUGCCGACAAAAGAACUUUAUAUCAACUUAAGAUCCUCAGAUACAUGGGUAGCUGAGUAUAGAAAAUGGAUGGAUAAAGCUGGCCAUGGAAUGCCUUACCAUUUUGGGCACACCACUAUUUCAAUGCCAAAAGAGGCUGCAGUUGUGGAACAUGCUCCUGCUGGUUUUGUUGCCAGUAUUGCGGCUUCAUCGCCGGCCAAGGGCGGAAUCGGCACAAAACACGCACCAAAUCUUUCCAAUAGGUAUUUCCGGCACGUGGUUCAUUGUAAAGAAUGUCGGAGUGUGUUGAAAGCUUUUGAGGCAUGGAAGAACAGGUUCUCGGUGGUUGCUGCUGUAUCCUUGACUUUUGCAAUUUUGUUAUCUGGGAGGCAGUGGAAGGCGCUUCUUUUGCUGUCAACGGCCGUGUGCUUGGCUGGAGCCCACGCAUGCUCGACGGCUUUGGAUAUGAACACGACCAACUUCAUAAGAACUCAUCGGAGGUUGUAGAACGAAACGGAAAAAAUUUGUUCAUUUUUGUGGCAAGAAUCACUGCUUGAAGCUUCAAUUCUAUCAUGCUUGUAAUGUUGUACAGACAAGGUUUCGUGAGAUAGGCCUAUGAAAGAACUCUUUGUUGGUUGAUUGCAGAAAUUUGCUACACUCAUCAUCCCAAUUUCAAUAUCAGAUCCAUUUGAGCAUCC
Cynara cardunculus var. scolymus (artichoke) is the source of this 1865-nucleotide messenger RNA. Its product is annotated as protein TIC 55, chloroplastic. Gene Ontology annotation, molecular function: chlorophyllide a oxygenase activity; 2 iron, 2 sulfur cluster binding. Gene Ontology annotation, biological process: protein targeting to chloroplast. Gene Ontology annotation, cellular component: chloroplast. The transcript has 3 exons. NCBI's taxonomy places the organism in Eukaryota, Viridiplantae, Streptophyta, Magnoliopsida, Asterales, Asteraceae. The record is from RefSeq and is a predicted model, not a curated record. The coding region runs from base 88 to 1674 and encodes 528 amino acids.